Messenger RNA from Globicephala melas (long-finned pilot whale), 1732 nucleotides. It is a transcript of the gene BCS1L, whose product is annotated as BCS1 homolog, ubiquinol-cytochrome c reductase complex chaperone. The record is from RefSeq and is a predicted model, not a curated record. NCBI's taxonomy places the organism in Eukaryota, Metazoa, Chordata, Mammalia, Artiodactyla, Delphinidae. Gene Ontology annotation, biological process: mitochondrial respiratory chain complex III assembly; protein insertion into mitochondrial inner membrane from matrix. Gene Ontology annotation, cellular component: mitochondrial inner membrane. Gene Ontology annotation, molecular function: ATP hydrolysis activity; ATP binding.
UGGAGUCGCCUCCCGUGACUCCUUUUGUGCGACCGCCUCCGCCCCAGCCGCCUCUAGCACCCGGGCAUUUGGAGGCCGCUCUCUCUUCCUCUGUGAGGCUGGCGGAGUACUCUAUGGUUCUGACGAUCGUUCCUCACCCCCACACCCCCUCCUGGCCUUGAGGCCCAAAGAGUACCAUGGAGAGUUGUGGAGCAGAGUGGCAUAGCCUUCUUGGUGGGUGUGGCGGGAAGUAGAUGAAACAACUCGGGGGCCGGGCGAAGCAGCGCUUCACUGAAGAGCGAAGGGGUGAAACCAUCGAGAGGGAGGGCCAGAGAGUCAUGGCGGUAAGGGGCGGGGGAGUGACCGAUUAUUCCAAACCCCGCUGCUGGAGGUCUUGAAAACGCCUUGGGGCCUGUAAGAUUCAGUGUUUUCCUUUCAAGAUGCCCCUCUCAGACUUUGUUCUGGCCCUGAAGGACAAUCCCUACUUUGGGGCUGGAUUUGGGCUGGUGGGUGUGGGCACAGCCCUGGCCCUGGCCCGGAAGGGUGCCCAACUGGGUCUGGUGGCAUUCCGGCGCCAUUACAUGAUCACACUGGAAGUCCCUGCUCGAGACAGGAGCUAUGCCUGGCUGCUUAGCUGGCUCACUCGCCACAGUACCCGAACUCAGCACCUCAGUGUCGAGACUUCGUACCUUCAGCACGAGAGUGGCCGCAUCUCCACUAAAUUUGAAUUUGUCCCCAGCCCUGGAAACCACUUUAUCUGGUAUCAAGGGAAAUGGAUCCGGGUGCAACGGAGCCGAGAGAUGCAGAUGAUAGACCUGCAGACGGGGACCCCCUGGGAAUCUGUCACCUUCACGGCUCUGGGCACUGACCGAAAGGUCUUCUUCAACAUCCUGGAGGAAGCUCGAGAGCUAGCCUUGCAGCAGGAGGAAGGGAAGACAGUGAUGUACACAGCCGUGGGCUCUGAAUGGCGCCCCUUUGGCUAUCCACGCCGCCGCCGGCCACUGAAUUCUGUGGUUCUAGAACAGGGUCUGGCUGACCGAAUUGUCGGAGACAUCCGGGAAUUCAUCGAUAACCCCAAGUGGUACACUGACAGAGGCAUUCCCUACAGACGUGGCUACCUGCUUUAUGGGCCCCCUGGUUGUGGAAAGAGCAGUUUUAUCACAGCCCUGGCUGGGGAACUGCAGCACAGCAUCUGCCUGCUGAGUCUCACAGACUCCAGCCUCUCUGAUGACCGGCUCAACCACCUGCUGAGCGUGGCACCGCAGCAGAGCCUGGUGCUCCUGGAGGAUGUGGAUGCUGCCUUUCUCAGUCGAGACCUGGCUGCGGAGAACCCAGUGAAGUACCAAGGUCUAGGUCGUCUCACUUUCAGCGGCCUGCUCAACGCCUUGGAUGGCGUGGCUUCCACUGAGGCACGCAUCGUGUUCAUGACCACCAACCAUGUUGACAGGCUCGACCCUGCCCUGAUACGCCCUGGGCGAGUAGACCUGAAGGAGUACGUGGGCCACUGCUCACGCUGGCAGCUGACCCAGAUGUUCCAGAGGUUCUAUCCAGGGCAAGCAGCUUCCCUGGCCGAGACCUUUGCAGAUCAUGUCCUUCAAGCUACAACUCAGAUUAGCCCUGCCCAGGUGCAGGGCUACUUCAUGCUUUAUAAAAGUGACCCUGCAGGGGCAAUUCACAAUGCGGAGUCUCUGAGGAGGUGACAACUGGGCUGUGCCCAGCCCUCUCCUCCUCUAGGAGAUCAAUAAACACCUGU